This is a messenger RNA of Trichosurus vulpecula (common brushtail), 11028 nucleotides long. RefSeq names its product kinesin family member 1A (gene KIF1A). Lineage: Eukaryota; Metazoa; Chordata; Mammalia; Diprotodontia; Phalangeridae. Bases 310 to 5517 code for a protein of 1735 amino acids. Gene Ontology annotation, molecular function: microtubule motor activity; microtubule binding; ATP binding. The record is from RefSeq and is a predicted model, not a curated record. Gene Ontology annotation, biological process: microtubule-based movement. The transcript has 50 exons.
GGAGGGGGAGCGGUGAGCAGUGAACCUGCAGAGAGACAGUCACGAGAAGGAGGCAGGCGUCUCGGAAGAGCAGAAGGAAACGCAGCCCGGCCCUAGCGCCAUCGUCGGGAGCUGUCCCCGAUGCCAGCCGCCGACGAUCCAGGCGUGAGCGCCAGAACCCAUUGACCCGCAGCCGGCGAUGGAUGCAUGUAUGCAUGGCUACAUGGACAAGUGGAUGAAUAUUAGAUUCUCUGAGGUUUUCUAAAGGGUUUUUCCAUUUAUUCUUGAAGUCCCUCCUACAACUAAAAGCCACUACGAAGGACCACCAAGAUGGCAGGAGCCUCAGUAAAGGUGGCAGUGAGAGUACGCCCCUUUAAUUCUCGAGAAAUGAGCCGGGACUCGAAAUGUAUCAUCCAGAUGACAGGAAGCACCACGACCAUUGUCAAUCCAAAACAGCCCAAGGAGACACCCAAAAGCUUCAGCUUUGACUAUUCCUACUGGUCACAUACCACGCCUGAAGACAUCAACUAUGCAUCACAGAAACAAGUAUACCAAGACAUCGGAGAAGAGAUGCUGCAACAUGCCUUUGAAGGCUACAACGUCUGCAUCUUUGCCUAUGGGCAGACCGGUGCUGGCAAAUCCUAUACCAUGAUGGGGAAGCAGGAGAAAGAUCAGCAGGGCAUUAUCCCCCAGCUCUGCGAAGAUCUCUUCUCUCGAAUCAAUGACACAACGAAUGACAACAUGUCCUACUCAGUAGAGGUCAGCUACAUGGAGAUUUACUGUGAGCGAGUCCGGGAUCUCCUGAACCCCAAAAACAAGGGCAACCUUCGAGUGAGGGAGCACCCCCUCAUGGGCCCAUAUGUGGAAGACCUCUCCAAGCUAGCUGUCACCUCCUACAAUGACAUCCAAGAUCUAAUGGACUCGGGAAACAAAGCUAGGACGGUGGCUGCCACCAACAUGAAUGAGACCAGCAGCCGCUCCCACGCUGUCUUUAACAUCAUCUUCACACAGAAACGCCACGAUGCUGAGACGAACAUCACCACAGAAAAAGUGAGCAAGAUCAGCCUCGUUGACCUGGCAGGGAGUGAGCGAGCUGACUCCACAGGAGCCAAGGGCACACGCCUCAAGGAAGGAGCAAACAUCAACAAGUCCUUGACCACACUGGGAAAAGUCAUCUCUGCUUUAGCUGAAAUGGAUUCUGGGCCAAACAAGAAUAAAAAGAAGAAAAAGACUGAUUUCAUACCAUACAGAGACUCAGUGCUGACCUGGCUCCUCCGGGAAAAUUUGGGGGGUAAUUCCAGAACUGCUAUGGUGGCAGCUCUGAGCCCUGCAGACAUCAACUAUGAUGAGACCCUCAGCACCCUAAGAUAUGCUGACCGGGCCAAACAGAUCCGGUGCAAUGCUGUCAUAAAUGAGGAUCCCAACAACAAGUUAAUCCGAGAGCUGAAGGAUGAGGUGGCUCGCCUCAGAGACCUCCUGUAUGCCCAGGGGCUUGGGGACAUCAUUGACACCAACACUGUGCCGGGAGGACCUAAAUACAUGUCCGACUUUGAGAACAAUAAUGGUAACCCUGGCGUGGCAGAAUUGAGUCAACGCCCUGACAAUCUCUCCACAGUGACCAACGCCUUGGUGGGCAUGAGCCCCUCAUCUUCCCUGUCGGCCUUAUCCAGCCGAGCGGCCUCUGUGUCCAGCCUCCAUGAGCGGAUGCUGUUUGCUCCAGGCAGUGAAGAAGCCAUUGAGAGGCUGAAGGAGACUGAAAAGAUCAUUGCUGAACUGAAUGAGACCUGGGAGGAGAAGCUGCGCAGGACAGAAGCCAUCCGGAUGGAGAGGGAGGCUUUGCUGGCUGAAAUGGGUGUGGCCAUGAGGGAAGAUGGAGGCACCCUGGGUGUGUUCUCUCCCAAAAAGACACCUCAUCUUGUCAACCUGAAUGAAGAUCCUCUGAUGUCUGAGUGCCUUUUGUACUACAUUAAAGAUGGAAUAACCAGAGUUGGCCGAGAGGAUGGAGAGAGGAGACAAGACAUCGUCCUUAGUGGACACUUCAUAAAGGAAGAACACUGCAUUUUCCGGAGUGACACCAGGGCUGGCAAUGAAGCAGUGGUGACCCUGGAACCGUGUGAGGGGGCAGACACCUAUGUCAAUGGCAAAAAAGUGACAGAACCAAGCAUUCUACGAUCUGGAAACCGUAUUAUCAUGGGGAAGAGUCAUGUAUUCCGAUUCAACCAUCCUGAGCAGGCUCGGCAAGAGCGUGAACGGACCCCAUGCGCAGAGACACCUGCAGAACCAGUGGACUGGGCCUUUGCCCAGCGUGAGCUACUUGAAAAACAAGGCAUUGAUAUGAAACAGGAGAUGGAACAGAGACUCCAGGAACUUGAGGACCAAUAUCGGAAGGAGAGAGAAGAAGCCAACUACCUCCUCGAGCAGCAGAGACUGGACUAUGAGAGUAAGCUUGAGGCUUUGCAAAAGCAGAUGGAUUCCAGGUAUUACCCAGAGGUCAAUGAAGAAGAAGAAGAGCCUGAAGAUGAAGUCCAGUGGACAGAGAGAGAAUUCGAGCUGGCACUUUGGGCCUUCAGGAAGUGGAAGUGGUACCAGUUCACAUCUCUGAGAGACCUCUUGUGGGGCAAUGCCAUUUUCCUCAAAGAAGCCAAUGCCAUUAGCGUGGAGCUAAAGAAAAAGGUCCAAUUCCAAUUUGUUCUCCUUACGGACACUCUCUACUCUCCCCUGCCUCCGGAUUUGCUUCCCCCCGAUGCUGCCAAAGAAAGAGAAAAACGACCCUUCCCACGAACCAUCGUGGCUAUUGAGGUCCAGGACCAGAAGAAUGGUGCUACACAUUAUUGGACACUGGAGAAACUCAGGCAGAGACUUGACUUGAUGCGUGAGAUGUAUGACCGGGCGGCCGAGGUACCUUCCAGUGUUAUCGAGGACUGUGACAAUGUGGUGACUGGUGGGGACCCUUUCUAUGACCGAUUCCCUUGGUUCCGGCUGGUUGGCAGGGCCUUCGUGUACCUCAGCAACCUGCUCUACCCCGUGCCACUGGUCCACCGAGUGGCCAUCGUCAGUGAGAAGGGUGAAGUAAAGGGCUUCCUGCGUGUGGCCGUGCAGGCCAUCUCAGCGGAUGAAGAAGCUCCAGACUAUGGCUCGGGUGUCCGGCAAUCAGGAACAGCCAAGAUUUCCUUUGACGAUCAGCAUUUUGAAAAGUUCCAGUCAGAGUCCUGUCCGGUAGUGGGGAUGUCUCGUUCUGGUACCUCCCAGGAAGAGUUGCGCAUUGUCGAGGGACAGGGACAGGUCACCGAAAUCGGACCCUCUGCUGACGAAGUGAACAACAACACCUGUGCAGUGACUCCUGAAGAUCUGCUACUAGACAGCCCUGAGAAGAGUGCCGUGGACAGCCCUUUGGAAUCUGCCCUGGACCAUCUGAAACUGGGCAGCAUCUUCACCUUCCGGGUGACAGUGCUCCAGGCAUCCAGCAUCUCUGCCGAGUACGCUGACAUCUUCUGCCAGUUCAACUUCAUCCACCGUCACGAUGAGGCCUUUUCCACAGAGCCGUUGAAGAAUACAGGGCGAGGGCCGCCUCUUGGAUUCUACCACGUCCAGAAUAUUGCAGUUGAGGUGACCAAGUCCUUUGUUGAAUACAUCAAGAGUCAGCCGAUUGUAUUUGAAGUCUUCGGCCAUUACCAGCAGCAUCCUUUCCCACCUCUGUGCAAGGAUGUUCUCAGUCCUCUACGACCAUCAAGACGUCAUUUCCCUCGGGUCAUGCCACUCUCCAAACCAGUGCCCGCUACCAAGCUGAGCACCCUCACCCGGCCCACUGCUGGACCCUGCCACUGCAAAUACGACUUGCUGGUAUACUUCGAAAUCUGUGAGCUGGAAGCCAAUGGCGACUAUAUUCCAGCUGUUGUAGACCACCGGGGAGGGAUGCCAUGCCUUGGAACUUUCUUGCUCCAUCAGGGGAUCCAGAGAAGGAUCACGGUGACCCUGGUGCAUGAAACUGGCAGCCACAUCCGCUGGAAAGAAGUGCGAGAGUUAGUUGUGGGUCGGAUCCGGAACACUCCAGAAACAGACGAAUCCCUCAUCGAUCCCAACAUCCUCUCGCUCAACAUCCUUUCAUCAGGCUACGUCCAGCCCUCUCAGGAUGAUCGCAUUUCAUUCGGAAAUGACACUAGGACCUUUUACCAGUUUGAAGCUGCUUGGGACAGUUCCAUGCACAACUCCCUCCUGCUGAAUCGGGUCACCCCUUAUCGCGAGAAGAUCUACAUGACACUAUCUGCUUAUAUUGAGAUGGAGAAUUGUACCCAGCCUGCUGUGAUCACCAAAGAUUUCUGCAUGGUGUUCUACUCCCGGGAUGCUAAACUCCCAGCAUCUCGUUCCAUCCGCAACCUAUUCGGCAGCGGGAGCCUGCGAGCCUCCGAGAGCAACCGGGUGACGGGAGUGUAUGAACUUAGCCUGUGCCAUGUGGCUGAUGCUGGAAGUCCAGGCAUGCAGAGAAGACGCCGGCGUGUCCUGGACACUUCUGUCGCCUAUGUCCGAGGGGAGGAGAACCUGGCUGGCUGGAGGCCCCGCAGUGACAGUCUCAUCCUGGACCAUCAGUGGGAGCUUGAGAAGCUAAGUCUACUUCAGGAGGUUGAAAAGACAAGACAUUAUCUCCUCCUACGUGAAAAGCUGGAGACAACUCAGAGAUCAGGCCUGGACACCUUGUCCCCCUGCUCCAGCGAGGAUUCCGAGUCCCAUAGCACUUCCUGCGUCUCCUCUCCUCUCUCAGACGGCACCUCUGAGAGCCGCGCCACGACCCUUGACAUUCCCAGUGAACGGCAGAAGGAGCUGGCAGCCAAGUGCCUUCGCCUCCUCACGCACACUUUCAACAGAGAGUACACCCACAGCCAUGUCUGUGUCAGCGCCAGUGAAAGCAAGCUGUCAGAGAUGUCGGUGACUUUACUGCGAGAUCCUUCCAUGUCUCCCCUUAGUGCAGCUACUCUCACUCCAUCUUCUACCUGCCCAUCCCUGGUUGAAGGCCGGUACGCUGCCGCAGACCUGAGGAACCCUCCGCCCUGCUCCCGACCAGCCAGCCCUGAACUGGAACCGGUGCUGGAGGGAGAGCAGAAGAAAUCUCCCUCUCCUGCCAGUGGGCCAGAAGCAGAGAAGGAACCCCAGCGUUUGUUGGUGCCUGACAUACAAGAGAUCCGGGUCAGCCCUAUUGUCUCCAAGAAGGGCUACCUACACUUUCUGGAACCCAAGACAACGGGUUGGGCCAAGCGCUUUGUGGUGGUGAGGCGCCCCUACGCUUACAUGUACAACAGUGACAAGGACUCUGUGGAGAGGUUCAUUCUCAACCUCUCCACUGCCCAGGUGGAAUACAGUGAGGACCAGCAGGCCAUGCUCAAGACUCCCAACACGUUUGCUGUCUGCACUGAGCAUCGAGGCAUCCUUCUGCAGGCAAACAGUGACAAGGACAUGCAUGACUGGCUGUAUGCAUUCAACCCUCUCUUGGCUGGAACCAUAAGAUCCAAACUCUCUCGAAGGAGAACAGCCCAGAUGAGAAUCUAAAUGACCAUCUUCCACUAAGUCGUCUCUUUGCCAACUGCAUCGGGUCCAGUAGGAGGGUCCUUCCCAACCUUCCAAUCUUCCCCACCCCCAUGGUCCCUAACCUUGGAUCAGUCACGUCAUUGACGGCCCUGACCACCUGCUCUUCCGCCAGCCUGCCAACAGUCUUCACCUUCGUUUUUCAUGGUAGCCGCUAAACUGCCACGUCCUGGCCUGACCAUUGUCUUGUGCACAAGAUCUUCUGAUCCUCCCUUUGUCAGGUGACCCCAUUGUCCCCACAGGCUAUACUGCUCAUUAGCAGAAGCUACCACUGUUUUACUUCUAGGUUGAGCAAGCUCUUGGUAGAGAGAGUUGGAGCGUGUUCAAAAGGUCAAAGGUUUCAAGUCAGGUGCUUCUGCUGCCAAUCAGAUCUUCUUUUAAAGGAUGGAUAGAUCCAUUAUUAAAAUACCAUGAAUUGGCAAGGUUUUAAGAUUUGGCUCUACCAAUCCCUGCCUAACCCUAACCCUAAGCCCUGGUUAUCAUAUUUAUGAAGCAUUCAUUUCUAAUGCCUUCCCCUAUGGCCACUGAUUUGAGUUGAUUCCAGUUUUCAUUUUUUGGUCUAUGGUGCUCCAGAAAAUAUUGAGCAGCAGUCCUCACUGAGGCAGGUCAGCCCUAAGUAGAGAGAGCUCUGGGAAAUGAACAACCAUCAGAGAACAUCAUUUUCAUUCCCUUCCAAAAAUUCUAUAGAGUUCAGGGGAGUCCCAGCUGUGCUGGGGUGUAUAGGCAGACAUUGCAGCUGGCUGGGGUGAUGGGGGCGGGGCGGGGCGGGCAUGCUCAGCAGGUCUGCCAGCGUAUUGGACAUUCAUUCAUCCUCUCCAGGAUCUUUCCCUUCCUCCCUCUCCCCAGAGCCGAACCCAAACCAAAGUGCAGAGGAAGCUGGGACAUUCUGCCUACACACCCAGCACCAUGAUGCCCCAUGUUUAGCACACAGAUUUCCAUGCAUCCCUGUACCUGAGUGGCUUCUCAGAGACAAAGCACUUUUUCAAAUGGUUUUGCCUUUCCCUUGUAUGUGGGUUUAAGUGUGUGUACAGCAUGACUGGUUUGGGGGCCACAAGGAGGAAAAAUGAAUCCCUUUCCUUAUUUCCUGAAGCCCAACCAGUGUAUUGGAUGGGAGAUAGUUGUUCCUUACCUGGGAAAUAUGAAUUCAUCCUUUUCAUCACUAUUUCUGCCCCAUAAGGUAUGACCAGGUAGGCAGAGUGUGCCUUGCAUACGCUGGGUGUACAAUAAAUGUUUGUUGAAUUGACAUUUCUGAAGCCGAAGCUGUAAUGCCAGAGAAAUGGGGGUGAACAGAUAUGGAAAGAAGGUCCCAGAGUGAGGCAGCCAGUCUACAAAGUAGCAUCCACCUGGCAGUAAUAUAGAAAGGGCCCAGAUGUCCUCUCUAGGCUCCCCUACCUACUACAUUCAAAUAAGAAACUAUACCAAUGCAGCCAAACUGGGUUAUACUGAACUGUGCCCUGUGUUAUCUGGAAGAGUCAACUCUUGACCAUUCUCUCCACCUCUAGCUCAGGAGACUUGUAAGAGACCCUUGCAGAGAGACUAUACAGUCAAGUGGAAAGAAAAUGGCAGGGAAGGAUCCAGCAAUACACUAAUAGUGGAACCAAGGAGCCAUAGCCUGUCCUUUCCGUAUGUCUGCUCUUUGUGACCAAUAGGAUUCUAAUUUGAGCUCCCGAGUGUGAGGUCACUUGGCUAGUUUAGAACUAGGAAGCAUACCAGGGUACAGAUGCUACAAUUCAGGGUAGAGGGUCAAGGCUCCUUCCAGAAUAAUGGGCUAUCUCACUAAAUCAUCAAUUCCCUCUAAAUUCUCUAGACACUCAGCCCAUGAACUCAGCGUUGUUGUCUUGAAGCACAGGGCUCAGUCUCAUUACCUAUUUUGGCCAGGGUUUUAUCCUUCUCCCAUCUAGUGAGAAGGCUGUGUGAAUUUGAUGAGAGAAUGACUGAUUGAUGAGGUGGUAGUGGGUGGGAUGGUGAUUGAUUUUUAUUUUUCUAUGUAAAAAGAAUUUCUUUUUGUCCUCUGCCCCUGAUAACAUAAAUUUUAAUUUCAUGCUCCUGUGAAUCCCCAACUUGUUGAUCUGGCCCAAAGAGUCUGGCUAACCAAAGAACCCUAGAAUCCCAUGGCUAGCCAAACCACAUCGACUGAACAAGAAGUUCCCUUGGAACCAGUUCUUAUCAAUGAUACCUUUGAGUUCAGGCUCUGCUCAGCUAAUAGUUAUGUUUCAAACUUUACAGUUAAAUUAAGCUCCAAAGAUGAAUGUUUUUAGACUAUCUAUUGUUUGGAGCAUCACUUGGUAUGUUCUCCAAUCAUGGGAGCUUUAACUAGACCCCUCCAUUCAGUCCCCUUUCAGAACAGCAAUUGCCCAGAGAGGUAUCUGUGACCUUUAGCUGAGUACCCACAGGACUAGACCAAAUCAUAGCUCAUCUUCAUGUGUAUACCCUGGCUUCUCACUUCCCUUUUCUCAUCUUCUUGGUUGUAGUGAAUAUGUUAUGAUUCCCAAACUGAGCUAUUUAUACAUUUGUCUUUGGAUAAGAGAGAAGAUGGACCCAUAAUAACCUAGAAAGCCAACCUCCAGAAACUUCAGCAGGCUCACUAAAAGCUCUAGAUUCCUUUUCCUCCAACUACCCUCCUCCCAAUGUUGUUCAAUCCCAGGGCCAAGAUUUCACAGUUGUGCUCAGUUUUGCCCCACUUCUGGCAAUAGUUAGAUAUUGCAAUAACUCAAAAAUUCUACUCUCUAGUGGAUGGUUUCUUAGUUGAUUCCUUCCUUGUCCCUUUUCUUUCUAAUUGUUGUUAGGACAAAUAUUCAGGCCAGGGCAUCAUUCUGUUUCAAUGAGACUUUGUUCUGUCUCUCAGGCCCCAAGUCAAUGUGAGUAGUGUCAUAUUUCCCAACUGGUUAGUACUGGUUCUUCCUCGUGGUCUUCCUCACCCACCCCCACGCCCAUUUUUGUCCUAGCAUGGUCACCAUCCAUAGUCAAAUCUACAUUACAAGUUAACAACCAUUUAAACCACCCACCUUCCAAGCAAAAUUGUAAAAGAUGCCCUUUGUCUUUUUACAAGCUAUAGGAAUGGAGUUUUUUUUGUUCUACCUCCAAAAACACAUAUGGUGCCCCUUGACCUUUUAGCAUGGCAUGACUAAGAGAAGACUCUAUUUCUAAGACUUUCCCUUUAAAAGUUAUUCCAUUCCCCCAGUGUGUUUCACAAGAGACAAAUAUAGGAGAGAAGAUCCAAGUUCUUUCAAGACACUAAAUUUUGAACAAAUGUCAGCCCCCAAAAAUAUGAUUUGAAGCUAGAAUUAUGACAGAGACGUUUAUGUAUUUCAUGACAACCUGAUGACUAGAAUAGAAAAUGUAACACAUAGACAAAAAGCCGUAUGAAUCCCUACCCUCUAAAAGAUACCCACAAAGAGCUGGAAGUACGUCCCUUGGUAGCACAGGCUGCAUGUCAAACCAUCUUGAUGACAGCCCUAGAGCUAGAUGCUUCCUUUGGAAAUUAACACUUCUCAAUUCUGAAUUGGAAUCAAGGGUCUUUUGUGAAAUGUUGCUUUGCCUUUGUCUCCAUUCAAACCUAAUGAAAAGAUCUUCCCCUAGUGAAGUAAGAUGUUCUGACUGAGUGGAAAGACAUCUUCUGCAAGUGCCUACUGUUGUUUUCCAGAUUAUUCUUGGAAAGGUAAGAAAUAACAACUAAAGGUAAUAUGAGCAUUGAAGCCUCCCAGAGCCCAAGAUUUCCAAGGAGGAAGGGAUCUCCUUUAGGGGAAGGUGACGGACAGCCUUCAAAGCUGUUAAGGGCCAUGUUGUCAGGUCAGCCAUCCUGAAGAACAUGGUCUAGGAAUGCUCUUCCUCCUCCCUCCCAAUCAGUGAAGGACACCUGUGCCUGAGGCCAGCCAACCUGCAGAGCACAGUUAUUUGGGGGAGGGAUGGUUGGGGGACAGGGUGAGGGGGAUCAGAAAAGAAAUGCAGUAGACUUUUUGGGGGUUUGUGUGAAUUUCUUACAAAAUAUCAAAAGAUCUGAAAUCCAACAAUUAGGUAGACCUCUACUUAUGAUAAUUCCCUCCAAGGUCUGAUUCCAGAAUGGGAAUGAUUAGGAUUCUGAAACUCAUUUGCCUUGGUGUAACCCACAACAUUUUUCCCCAACUGCAAAAUGAUAGUCCUGGUACUAUUAUUGGUAGGGUCCAGGAAUCAGCUGCCAGAUAGAUUUUUUUCUUUAAAUAGUAGCAAAGAAAUCCUAGCGAUUGUUGAAGAGAUGAAGAUGAGGAAGAAUUUAUAAACCAUAAACAUGACACAUUUUGAAAUUGUUUUAACAAUGCUCAUAAUCUAGCAGCAAUCUAUUUACAAGGAUAACCUUUCACCAUCAAGAAUGAUUUUAAGUGAGAAUUAAUGAUUAAUUCUCUAGCACCUCUCACCACAUAGGGUUAAGGCAAGGCAGACCCAACCUCAUGUAGCCGUGAGAUAGACCUGAUUUGGGGAAAAAAAUCACUUUUUCUGAAAAGAGUAACAGUGUUUCCUACCACAUAGGGCCAAGGCAAGGCAGACCCAACCUCAUGUAACUAUGAGAUAGCACUGACUAGGGAAGGAAAAACAUAACUUUUUCUCAAAAGAGUAACAGUGUUUCCUUGAGAUGACUGCCACCACAAAAGUAAGUUCUUUUAUACAAAUUGGCCAUGACUUUAGACCAGACUGAGACCAAAUAGAAUUCCAUGGGAGAUGAACAAUAGAAAACACUCUUUGGUGUCUUCCCACUCUGUUUGACUGGUCUCUAUGACCAUGCAUGAGAUGUCUGUCAAUAGCUCAUCGAUUCCAAGCUCUUCAUAGGAAGAGCCCAUCAUCAUGUAACGAUGUUUUUGGUAGAGACCUAACUGCUAGAACCAUUACCUGGGUGCUUACACAAAAGAUGAAAUCAGAAUUCUUCAGGGCCUACCAUGUCCUGCGACACCUUCAGGGUGAUACUUUCUAAAGUGGCCACUAAGCCCAAACAAGUUGCUGAGAAGCCCUCUGAGGCCCUCCUGACCUGUCCUAAUGACUGCCAUGUUGAAGGCUGGGAUGCUAUCAAGCCAAGAGAAAGCAAUGGUCAACCCAUCUCUUGUACUCCUGCACUCUCUCUCUCUCUCUCAAUCUGUGUACCGCUAGGCUAGGGAAGGAAACUAUCUUUCUUCAGGAGGUGUCAUUUGCUGAGAGGCUUUACUUUAAAACUGAAGGGAGGUGUGGUUCCUUUGGAUUUUUUUUUUUGCCUGUGCUUCCAUGAAUUAGUUUGUCCACAUGAGUUCUUCCUGUGAUGCCAUCCCCCAAGUGCUGGGAGACCAUUUCUCUUGCUUUGUAUAUAUGUGAUUGCUGUGGGCACCACUGUAUAAUAACAAUACUCAAGUAAUGAGUCUAGUUUUAUUGAUGUCUUAAACUAUGAGUGUUGGAAUAUAGGGUCUUAAACUGUUUGUGUACACUCAAGGCAUUGUUCAGUUAAGAAAUAAAUGUGGCAUUUAUGCAAAUACCGGA